AUGAUUGAAGAACAAGAUUAUCUCUGCAAAAGAAUUCUCUCUGAGUUAAAGAGAAUUCCUAUUUCAAAAUUAUUUACAGAUGAAAAUGCUCAUCUAAUUCCAAAACAGAUUACAAAGCCAAUUACAUUAGAUAUUAUUGAACAAAGAUUAGAUAGACACGUAUAUGCAAAUUCAGACGAAUGGGUAUCAGAUAUGAGACGAUUUUUAAUGAGAGAAUAUGAAAAUUCUCCAGAUAACAGUAUUAGAAAAGCUGCAGCAAUGCAAUUAAGUUCUGAAUUCGAAAAAUUAAUGGUCACUAUGCACCCUAGUUUAUCACCUCAUAUUAUAAAUGUUCAAAUUGCAGAGCACGAAAUUCGCGAAAUUGCAGAUAGUUUAAUUAUUGCAAAUACACCAACCAAACCAACAGAAAAUACUCCAUGUGCAAGUAUAUUUUCACAGAAAGAUGAAGAAAUUUCACCAAAGUCAAUUAUUCACAAAAUCAGAUUACUUAAAAGCCCAGAGCUCCUUCUUAGAGUUCUUGGCUAUAUUUAUAAGAAGCAACCUGAAUGUUUACUAUUUGGCCAGUCUACAAGUAUUGAAUUUUGCUUUAUGAAACCAGAACUGCUCGAAUCAUUGGAUAAAUUCUUACAAGAUCUUUUGUACGAUGCUGCAUCUGGCAAGAUUGAUCCACUUAGGAGAUCAGGAUUUUCAGAAAUUACCCCUGUUGAAUUAAAAGUUUUAUAA
Trichomonas vaginalis G3 is the source of this 723-nucleotide messenger RNA. RefSeq names its product bromodomain family. The transcript has a single exon. Bases 1 to 723 code for a protein of 240 amino acids. NCBI's taxonomy places the organism in Eukaryota, Parabasalia, Trichomonadida, Trichomonadidae. The record is from RefSeq and is a predicted model, not a curated record. Gene Ontology annotation, molecular function: protein binding.